Oncorhynchus gorbuscha (pink salmon) is the source of this 4317-nucleotide messenger RNA. Its product is annotated as arf-GAP with Rho-GAP domain, ANK repeat and PH domain-containing protein 1-like. Bases 193 to 3951 code for a protein of 1252 amino acids. NCBI's taxonomy places the organism in Eukaryota, Metazoa, Chordata, Actinopteri, Salmoniformes, Salmonidae. Gene Ontology annotation, biological process: signal transduction. The record is from RefSeq and is a predicted model, not a curated record. The transcript has 24 exons. Gene Ontology annotation, molecular function: GTPase activator activity.
GGUGUGACCGCGCUGUACAGAUUUGACCCGCAUAGGCUACACACGGUCGUCGUCGACAGAAAGCUAAACAGCCACCACAAACCUCUUCAGUAUCAGCAGGGUAUAACCUUUACAGAUCUCUUUUGAACGGAACAUCGCAUUUUAACAAGAACAGAAGAGUAACGAUAAGUAAUAUAUCCUACUGUGAAAUAGAUGUCUGCCCCCCUCGGUCCAGACAUGCCUGUGCCAGUACCUAAACCACGGACUCGCUACAAGCGGGCUGGAGGGAGCCCACAGAUCCAGCUCUCUUCUGAUCGGGAUUUGAUACACGAUACACCUGACACAGGAAUUCAUAGCAGAGGUAUUCCACCCGCAAAUGAUUUGCUGGCAGAAAAGGAAGACAACCCUGCCGUUAUCCUAAAUAAGCCUGCCAUUACCAGCCCAGCGGAGCAGAAUCCAAGCCAGUGUAACUUCCUUCUCUUCAGAUCUGAUUCUGGAGUGACUCCAUCUUACCCAGUACUGGACAGUAAUGGACUCUGUCCAUCUGUCUGGUUGUCCUUCUCUCCACACAGUCCGGCUGUGGAUACUGACCCCUACGUCAGUCCGGCUGUGGAUACUGACCCCUACAUCAGUCCGGCUGUGGAUACUGACCCCUACGUCAGUCCGGCUGUGGAUACUGACCCCUACAUCAGGCCGGCUGUGGAUACUGACCCCUACAUCAGGCCGGCUGUGGAUACUGACCCCUACAUCAGUCCGGCUGUGGAUACUGACCCCUACAUCAGGCCGGCUGUGGAUACUGACCCCUACAUCAGUCCGGCUGUGGAUACUGACCCCUACAUCAGGCCGGCUGUGGAUACUGACCCCUACGUCAGGCCGGCUGUGGAUACUGACCCCUACAUCAGUCCGGCUGUGGAUACUGACCCCUACAUCAGUCCGGCUGCGGAUACUGACCCCUACGUCAGUCCGGCUGCGGAUACUGACCCCUACGUCAGUCCGGCUGCGGAUACUGACCCCUACGUCAGUCCGGCUGUGGAUACUGACCCCUACAUCAGUCCGGCUGCGGAUACUGACCCCUACAUCAGUCCGGCUGUGGAUACUGACCCCUACGUCAGUCCGGCUGCGGAUACUGACCCCUACAUCAGUCCGGCUGCGGAUACUGACCCCUACGUCAGUCCGGCUGCGGAUACUGACCCCUACGUCAGUCCGGCUGCGGAUACUGACCCCUACGUCAGUCCGGCUGUGGAUACUGACCCCUACGUCAGUCCGGCUGCGGAUACUGACACCUACAUCAGUCCGGCUGUGGAUACUGACCCCUACAUCACUAACGUAGCUGACUGGGAAAAAUGCCCUGGAUCUGGAUCUGAAUCCGAAUCUGAUGCCGUUACUGAAGAAAUAAAGAACCCAUCCCACAUGAACAAUGUGGCAUCAGGGCAUGUUUGUAUUGGUGUUGUCCCCAGCGGGAAACCUGUGGAAAAGGAGUCUAUGCAGACCAGACCUCUCAAACAGAAGAUCCCACGUGCGGCCACCAUCCGUGUCAGCAGGAGAAAACAGGUAGCAGUGAGCGCUGGUGCUACCCAGGCAGCAGAGUCCUCUCGUAGGGAGAAUGUGGUGUCCCGAUCCAGCUGGCUGGAUGUAUGGAAGGGCCGCAGGCACAAUGUUCUGUGGGCCACCCUGGAUGGACCGUUGGUAUCAUUUUGGAAGAAACGCACAGACAAGUUCACAGACCUAGUGUUCCAUGUGUCAAGCAUCACCAACGUCUGCAAGCAGGACAAAGGACGCUUCUCCCUUUACUUCUGCAAGAAGCACUUUGAGUUCAUGGCGCACAACAAAGCGGUGCAGGAGGGCUGGGUGACGUCCCUCCUGGCCUCUCGUGGAUGGGACCCCCCAGCCCCUCCGGAGCAGCAUGGAGCCCUGACCAUGAAGGACCCUCGCAGCAACAGAGUGUACGCGGCCAUCUGUGGACACAACCUAUGGAUCUACAACAACAAAGAGGAUUUCCAGUUGGGGGUUGGGCUGACCUAUGUGUCCAUGAACGUGGCGUCAGUGAAGCAGACUGGCCGUCAUAACUUCAGCCUCAUCACACCGUACAAAACCUUCAAUUUCUCCACAGACUCAUCGAGGGAGCUGGCGGUGUGGCUGGGGAGUCUGAACCAGGUGAUCCUCAGUGCCCUGUCAUGCAGCGAGGUGGCCCACCGACUCUGGGCCAGCCCAUGGAACAAAGUGUGUGCCGACUGUGGCAGUGCCAACCCCGAGUGGGCCUCAGUUAACCUGCUGGUGGUCGUCUGUGAGGCCUGUGCAGGUCAGCAUCGCUCUUUGGGCAUCCAUGUCUCCAAAGUGAGAAGCCUGAAGUUGGACAGUAAAGUGUGGACUGAACCUUUGAUUCUGCUAUUUGUCUAUUAUGGGAACAAAGCAGCCAAUGAUGUAUGGGGUCACAAUGUGCCGGGUGCAGAGCAGAUCCUGCCAGACUCCUCUGUGGAUCAGAGGGGGGACUUCAUCAGGGCCAAGUACACCAAGGGCCGAUACAGAUUCACCCAUCCUCUAGCCUCCAGCCAACGACUGCUCAACCAGAGGCUGUGUGAGGUGGUGUGUGGCCCUAAUGUCCCAGAGACCAUGUCAUUGCUGUGCUCAGGGGCCCGGGUCCUGUGCCACUCAGGGGACUCUCAGUGCCCCACGCCCAUCUCCCUGGCAGAGCGGGCUGGACAGGCCAUGCAGACGGAGCUGCUUAGACACAACGAAUAUACAGAUGCCCCUGCCUAUGUUCAUCAGGUCACAGGGCCUCUGCUGGGCACCUCUGACCCUCCUUCUGCUGCAGGAGAGGAGGAGCUCCAUGGGAAGUUGGAGGAGGACCGCUUCCUGUUCUCCCAGGAGAACGACUCUGCAGCCUGUGAUGUUCUGGACCUGAGGGAGGUCAUCUCCAUUUUCCACAGCUCCAACGGAUCGACUCAUGAGUUUGAAAUGGUGACUCUGACGGACGAGUUGGUGUGCAAUGCCGACACUGAAGAGGGUCUACUGAAUCACCUGCUUCAUAUUCUCAGGGUGGUGUUGCCCGAGCCCAUAGAUGAGGAGGAGCUGGACGGGGUGUUUGCUGUGUCCCGGGUGUCUCUGAGGGAGGGAGGAGGCCUGCAGCACACUGAGGUCUGGGCAGUGCUCCGUGGAGGUCAGGUCCUCGUCUAUCCUACUGACCAGCAGCGCCACAGAGAGAGGCUAACACUCAACCCUGAGACUCAAUACAAGAUAGAUUCCUCUGAGAACACCAUAGAGCUGGUCACUGGAGAGAGAACCAUGUCCAUGCAGUUUGAACGAGACCACAGCUGUCAGUCCUGGCACAGCCUACUGAAACGAGCAGUGACCACAAAGAGGAAGCAGCGCCCAUCACUGUACGAGCUGCCACCCAAUGCCAUUGGCAAUGUGCCCCCUGCCAUUGAGAGGUGUAUCUCACACAUCACACAAUAUGGCCUGAAGGUGGAUGGGCUGUACCGGCGCUGUGGCUUGGCCACUAAGGUCAGCAGUCUGGUAGAAGCCCUCAGCAGAUCACCUAAAACUGCCCCUCUGGAGAAAGAUGAACAGGGUCUCCUGGACGCUGCAGGGGCCCUGAAGCAGUAUGUCCGCCAGCAGGUGGUGCUCAUCCCUCAGACACAAAGGGAACUGUGGGUCAAGGCUGCAGCCCACACAGAAGAGAACCUUAGACUGGCCACCUACCGCAGACUCCUGAAGAAGCUGCCCCCUGACAACAGAAUCACACUCAACGCCCUGUGUGGACACUUCUACAUAGUUCAGCUGUACAGUGUAGAGAACCGUAUGACAGCUCAGAACCUGGCGCUGGUGUUUGUCCCAACACUGUUCCAGGAGCUGGCCAUGAACACAAACAUGGUGCGCCUCACCAGAGAACUCAUCAUACACCACACACUCAUCUUCCUGGGUAAAGAACAAGAGUCUGACAUGGAGAGUGAAGAACUCAUAACAAAAUUAUAGAAAAACACAUGUAUAUAUUUGGCUUUGGCUGUCAAAGAAAGCUUCUAUGGGAAAGAUAUAUUUGGUUACAUAGUGCCCCUAGUUACAUAGUGUAGUUUUCACAACCUCUUUGAACUACACAUUUAGGCCAUGGACUGGAUUAAAUGUAUUUUUUCUGCUAUAUUCAUUUGGGGAUUAUAUUCAUUUGGGGAUUAUUGUAAUUUAGGUGAUGGUAAAAUAAUAACAAACCAAGCUCAAAUGGUAUGUUAGUGCCUUCAGAAAGUUUUCACACCUUUUGGACUUUUUCCACAUUUAGUUGUUGCAGCCAGAAUUUAAAAUGGAUUGAAUUGAGAUUUGUUGUCCUUUGACAUUUAAAAAAAAAAUGUG